AAAAAAUGUUUAAUAAUAAAUAAUAAUUUGAAAAUUUCAUAUUUUGUUAAUGAUUAUUAAUAGCUCUUAUUAUAAAACCGUUGACUUCUCGGCUAAGCUAGCUUCCUUAAGCCGUCAGUAAUAGUAUUAAUGAAAUCCUGACGACACACAUUCGCACGAAAGUAUCAAUAAAUAUUCAUUAAAUUGUCGUGAUUUUAAACAUGUGGUUAUUAAUAAGUGACGAGCGAAGGUGACAAGCGCUGUGGUGUGUUGAUAAAUAAAAGAACGAGAAAAAUCGAUUGUGUCAGUUGGAUAACUUAAGCGAAUAGGCAAACUUGUUUGUUUUUGUUCAUAGUGUAGGACGUAGGUGUUUCAGAAACAACAUGACACAAUGACUUAGUCACAGGAGUCUACUUUAAAAAUGUAAAAAACUUGGAUUACAGUUAAACAGUGAAAUGCUACAUAACUACCAUAUGAAUUGCUUGUUAUGCCCUGACAAAUAAACAAAGAUGACUGAUGUAGAAGAUAAUGGCUGGAGCCAGGUACAUCAAUGUGCUUCUGAUGGCUAUUUGAUGUCUCUAGAAAGAUUGGUAGAAAAUGAUGGAAGUGUUCUGGAAUUAGAGACCAAUGACAACCUUAAGCAGACACCUAUUCUGCUGGCUGUUAGAGAGGGAAGGGAGGAUAUUGUCCAGUAUUUGAUUAGAGCAGGGGCUAAGGUUGAAGCUGUGAACACUUUAAACCAUGGUAUCGUUGACAUUGGAGUGAUGAAAGGACAUUAUUCACUACUCCAGAACCUCUCUCUCCUUGCUCUGCCUAAGCUACCAGUAUGGAAGAAUUUGUUUAAACUUUUGUCAUCAACUUCUGAAGAAGAGGUAGAGGCAGCUGGAAAAUGUUUAGAUUUUAUGACUGGAAGUAAUGCAGAGAGUAAUUUGAGCAGUAGCAGCUGGAAAAGUUUUCUGGAUAAUAGUGGUAUAACAGCAGUUGUUAAGUUGGCCAAAUCUACAAUACCAGACAAUUUUAAAAUUCAUGCAUUCCAUGCCCUUUUCAACAUUUUGGAUCAACAGGAAGUGCAGGAGCAGUUUAUGUCGUCAGAUGGAGCCUCAGCUCUUAUUCAUUUACUCAAGUCAUCUCACACUCCAGUGAUCAAACUGUGUUCUGAAAUCAUCAUGAAACUUUCAACACAUCCACAGUAUUCAAAAAUUUUAGAGCAAGCUGUUCCAAGUUUACUUAAAGUUUUGCAAAGUGUUCAAGAAGAAGAAGUAUGUGUUCCAGUUCUGCAGUCCAUCAGCAACAUUGCACACUCAUCUGAAAAAUUACGCAGCUCUGUAGGCAAAGUACCAGAACUAAUUUCCACCAUCUCACUUCGGCUACAGAUAGCCAGUCUACCUGCUCUUGUGCUUGCUCUGACAAACUCUGUUGCAAAUAUUUCAGAUGGGAAUUCUGACAACCAAUGUGCUUUUAUAAAAAAUAACAUAAAAAAGGGAAUUUUAAAAAUUCUUUCUACACAGAUGAGGAACAAAGAAAUUCAGGCAAGUGUUGCUGGUGCUGUGUACAAGCUUGCAGAUUCAAAUGAGCAGACACAAAAAGAGUUGUCUGAUGAAAUUUUGUUAAAAAGUCUCAUGGACAUGUUGAAGAAGACAAGAGUUGAGGCUCUGCAAGAAAAGACUGCUAUGGCUGUUUGGGCCCUGGCCGGAAACAGUACAACACAGAAAAGGAAAAGGGCUCGUGAUAUAGGUGUUGCCAUGCUUAUUCGGUUUCUACUUUCCAACUCUGAAAACGUAAACUUUAUUGGCUCUGAGGGCUUGGGUGUUUUAGCCCAAGGUCCAUUAAAUCAACAGUCUGUUAUUGGGAAGGCUAAUGGCAUUCUUUCUUUAAUUGAUCUUCUCAAGUCCCAGCAUGACCAUAUAGUCCUCAGUGUGAUAAGGACACUAAGGUUUCUGUGUUUAGGGGUUGCACAUAUUCCUCAUAGAGAAAACCAGAAUUAUGUUUCUCAAUGUCAAGGCAUUAAAUACUUAGUGGCACUUCUGGUCCAUGCCUCUAAUGAAUUAGUGCAAGUUGAAUCUGCAUACACCUUGGGAUGUGUUUCUUUAGGCAAUAAAAAAAUCCUUGAGGAAAUAUUAAAGAAUGGAGACUUUAGCUACGUGAGAAUUCUCAAAAUGCUCUACUCCAGUCAGGCCAUUGUUCAACUCUUGGCAGGGUCAGCUCUCGCAACAUUUGCCUACAACAAUUUGACGCAGCAGAAAGAAAUAGAUCAACAGGGUGGCAUUCGCUUUAACUGCUUUGUUCCUUUCUUGAAAUCUGAUGAUGAAUACUAUAGGUGUAAUGCUGCUUUUCAGGUGGUUGUACUGGCUCGCAUUAUUCCUGAUGAAGAGCAAGCAAGGGCCUCUGCUGUGGGUAUAAAGUUAUUAAUAGAUCUUCUAGAAGAUUCCCAGUCUGUGCACAUACAAGCUCUCGCUGCAGACUACGUGGCUAGUUUGAGUCAUACCAGGGCAGGUGUGCCUUCUGCUAUGGUGGCCAUUGAUGCUGUAGAAAUUCUGUGUGAACUUCUCUGUUCCAGUAGUGAAGAGGUUAGGGGGACAGCUGCCAUUGCUCUUUCAUAUCUGUCACAUGAUCACAAAGGAAACAGGAAAAUUCUGCAUAUAUGUAGAAAAGAUCCAUAUUUGAUGAAAGAGAUAAAACGGUAUGCCAAAAGUGUGGCUAAAUCAUUGAACGAAGGCUGGCAGCACUGUAAAAAAAUAGGACUUCCUCCCAUCCAAAAUGGAAGAAUCAACAUGGUAUCCCGGCCUACUUCCAUUCUUACAGGACUAGACGAGAAUGUCCACAGCUUCCACAAUUCUUCUUCCAGCUUAGAGGAAGACAGAACCUCAAUCCCAUCACCGCAAGUAAUGAGCCGUAGAAAUUCUUUACACAACAAACCUCAGUCUAGCCGCUUGAGCCACAGAUCCAAUCAUUCAAGAAUGUCUCUGAUUGAGAUUCUGGAGGAGAGCUAGCAUGACCUAUUUAAAUGUUUUAGAUGAUAAAAGAAGCAGGUUUGAUGUUGAAGUGUUAAUCUAUGAAUAUCUAUUUACAUUAUCUCGUUGUUUAUAAAUGACUGCUGAGUGUUAUUGGGCACAUUUUUUCCAAACAAAUUAUUUAGGGAUAUGAUGUCAUGUAAGAUAUGAUCUAAAAAUAGGUACCUAAAAAAUUGUGUUUUGUUUUUUCCUUGUUAACUGUAACCAAUUUCUUCAAUUAUUAAAACAAAAGUGUUAUUUUAUUAGCUCAAUCAUUUUUGAGAUUAAAAAAAGAUAUUUUUCACUCUCUGACUCAUUUAGUAGUAGAUGUUUUUUUUUUGUUAUUUUAAGGAAUUAUUUCAAAACCUAAAAGUUUAGAUAUAUCGAAGCAUUUUUCUUAAAGCAUGCAUGGGUACUUGACAUAAAUGAAUUAAGUAAGUAUUUGUAGAGCAAACUCUCUAUUCUUUAAAAAAAUAUUUUUUGGCUUGAUAUAUAUUUUGUGAAAUAAUGAAGUUGUAUAAAAAAACAUAACUUUAUUUUUCAAUUAUAAAUAUGGACUGAAAUUAUUUUGUCUAAUGAUUAUUUAUCCCAAAUUACUAAGUUCAUGUAUUUAUGAAAAUAUUGUUAAAAUGUGUUUAAAUGCUCUGUACCAAAACAGUAUUAAAUCUCAUGAUCAAUGUUUGUGGAUUUUUUCAUUAGUUAAAUAACUGGGUUAAUAUAUAUUGGCCUUUCAAUACACACGAGUUCGCACCUCCUGGUUGGCAGUUUAUAAAUUACUUUUAAACAAUGUUGAAAUAAUUGAAGACUUUAAUUAAACCAUUUAUAGCAGUCUUGUUUUACAAGAUUUUCUGAUUGUAUUCUAAAUAAGGUUGUGUUGGAAAUAAAAUGUAAAUAAAUUUUGUUACAUAUUUUAUAUAUACAGAAUUUUGAAAUAAAAAAAUAAGCACACUGUGUGUAGUUACUUAACCUGAAUUGUUGUAUUUACUAAACAGAUUCUAAAUGUAAGUUUGUGUUGAAAAUAAAAUGUAAAUUUUAAGAUUGUUACAAAUACUUAAUUUUUAAAAAUAAAAAUUAUUCAUGUGUGUCGUUGUUUAAUCUGAAUAGUUGUAUUAAUUAACACUUAAUUGGGUACAAAACAAAUAGUUUAAUGUCCAAAAUCCUAUUUAUAUCAUAAGACCUUCAACAAAUGUCACUUAUUUUGAUAUUAGAUAUUGCAUGUUUAAUAGAUAUCUAGGCAGAAUGCUAUUGUAAUAGCAAAUAACCACACUUCACAUUGAGUUUACUUUUACUUGGUUGUAAAAAUAUCAGGACUUUGUGAAAAGCUUUCCAUUUACCGAGGGCGCACAGAGAUGAAAAACUAAGAGAAAUGCUGUGUUACGUUGACUUUUUUAAUAACAUCAUGGUCAU
Physella acuta is the source of this 4376-nucleotide messenger RNA. RefSeq names its product ankyrin and armadillo repeat-containing protein. Gene Ontology annotation, molecular function: protein binding. The record is from RefSeq and is a predicted model, not a curated record. Lineage: Eukaryota; Metazoa; Mollusca; Gastropoda; Physidae.